This is a messenger RNA of Calypte anna (Anna's hummingbird), 926 nucleotides long. It is a transcript of the gene METTL26, whose product is annotated as methyltransferase like 26. NCBI's taxonomy places the organism in Eukaryota, Metazoa, Chordata, Aves, Apodiformes, Trochilidae. The record is from RefSeq and is a predicted model, not a curated record. The coding region runs from base 53 to 895 and encodes 280 amino acids. The transcript has 5 exons.
AGGGGACUGGGACUUGUAGUCCCCUUGGCUGCGGCCCCCGCUCGCCUCGGCCAUGCAGGCGCCGGCGGCUGCGGAACGCAACAAGGGCCCGAUCCUGGAGGUGCUGCGGGAGUACGCGGGGCCCGGCGAGCUGCGGGUGCUGGAGGUCGGGGCGGGCUCGGGGCUCCACGCCGCUUAUUUCGCCCGGGCCUUACCGCAGAGCCGCUGGCAACCCUCCGACAUCGACCCCCGGGCGCUGCGCAGCAUCGCUGCCUAUGCAGAGGCCAUGCAGGUGCCCAACGUGCUGCCUCCCAUCCUGCUGGACGUCUCACAAGGCUGGGAGACCUGGGGGGGGAUCCUGCCAGCCACCCUCGACCUCCUGGUCAGCAUCAACUUGAUGCACAUCUCGGAGUUUUGCUGCACCCAGGGUCUGUUCAAGGGUGCCGGAGUGCUGCUGAAGCCUGGAGGAGUGCUCUUCACCUAUGGGCAAUCCCUCCUGGGGCCUUCGGGACACGGCACUGCUGCGGCAGCUGGCGGAGGCCAACGGGCUGUGCCUGGAGAGGAUGGUGGACAUGCCAGCCAACAACAAGAGUCUCAUCUUCCGCAAGCAGUGACCUGCCCCGAGGGCACCUCCCAGCACCCUGACACCCGGGAGGGGUCACCUGGAGCUGUAGACAGCAGUGACAGGACUCCCCCCAGCUGGGGAUGGGGAUAUGUGUCCCCCAGACACUUUGGGGCUCACUUUUCCCUGGCUCAGAGGAGCCACCACGUGCCAUGGGGGGGGCAUAGGCAUGGGGACACACACAGCCCCCCCACGGGUUGGGGGAGCCGUCUGAUUCAGUGCCAGUUUCCCUGGAGGAUGCCAUGUGAUGGGGGCUGCCCCUCCCACCCCCCCAAGACUGUGAUGCCCCAAUAAACUCCGGGGCUUUGCCUUCCCACCCCCAUUA